UGCUGUGUGUCACGGACAGCAACUGUGUUUGCUCUCAGUCGUCUCUGUAACAGCAGAAACUGUACUCACCAGAGGUGAUCUGUAUUCAAAAUGAUAAAGAGAAAGCCAUCCAAUGCCUCAGAGAAGGAGAAACACCAAAAACCGAAGCGCAGCAGCAGUUUUGGGAAUUUUGAUCGUUUUCGGAAUAAUUCCAUGUCAAAAUCUGAUGACUCAAUCAAGGUCCAUGACGGGGAACUGACAAAUGGAAGUGAAGAACAAAGCAAGACUUUAAGCAAUGGAGGAAGUCUAGGUAAAAAAGUGAGGGCUAUUUCAUGGACAAUGAAGAAAAAAGUAGGAAAAAAAUACAUCAAAGCUCUUUCUGAAGAAAAAGAGGAGGAAAGUGGAGAGGAAGCCCUCCAAUAUCGGAACAGUGAUCCCGUGAUUGGAACACAUACAGAGAAGAUCUCCCUCAAAGCCAGCGACUCUAUGGACAGUCUUUACAGUGGGCAGAGCUCAUCAAGUGGAUUAACCAGCUGUUCAGAUGGAACAAGUAAUCGGGACAGCUUUCGACUGGAUGAUGACAGCCCCUACUCAGGGCCAUUCUGUGGCCGUGCCAAAGUGCACACAGACUUCACACCAAGUCCCUAUGACACUGACUCCCUUAAAAUCAAGAAAGGAGAUAUCAUAGACAUUAUCUGCAAAACACCGAUGGGAAUGUGGACGGGGAUGCUGAACAAUAAAGUGGGGAACUUCAAGUUUAUUUAUGUGGACGUUAUCUCAGAAGAGGAAGCAGCUCCUAAGAAAACAAAGGUCCCCAGAAGCAGUAGGAGAGAGAACCCCCAGAAUCUCCAGGAGUUCUUAGAGAGGAUUCACCUUCAGGAAUAUACUUCAACACUUCUGCUCAAUGGUUAUGAGACCCUGGAUGAUUUGAAGGAUAUCAAAGAAAGUCAUCUCAUUGAAUUAAACAUUGCCAAUCCAGAAGACAGGGAGAGGCUAUUGUCUGCUGCCGAGAGUCUCCUGGAUGAAGAAACUUCUGCAGAGCACGAAAAGGAACCUGUGCCUCUGUCCUCAAACCCAGACAUCAUAAGGGAAUCGCAGGUAGAUGACUGCCCGAGGGACUCUGGCUGUUACAUCUCAUCAGGAAACUCAGAUAAUGGUAAAGAAGAUCUGGAGUCAGAAAACCUGCCUGUCAUGAUACAGAAGAUUGCCAUUAGAGAGCCCAGUGACUGAACACACACUCGCAUGUCCACACUCACAGCUGAAUUCCAUUUGAACUCUUUGUCUGUUACAGGAUUAAAUGGAAGGGUUCCAAAUGCAUCCUAAAAAGCAGAGUGUUGACUGCUCUGAAUGACUGUACCUGCAAAUUUAUAUCUCUCACUUACCAAUGAGUGUGCAUAAAGUAUAUAUUUAUUAAAUACUAUGUGUUAAUGUUUACCUGCCCAUAUUAGAAAAAAGAUAUAAUGCAAGCCCAUGUGUGGUAUGUACUGUAUUUACCUCUAUUUCAUAAGUGUAAAAAAUGUAGACAUGGAGACCAUGUACUAAUAUAUAUAUAUAUUAUUGAAUAUGUUCUAGAAGGAGUUUAAGCUGAAGUAAUUUCUACAGGUAGAAUAUAUACUCAUUUUUUAAUUACUAGGAAAAUGGAGACUGAGUUUAGAGACUAUUGUAUUCAAAGAUUGAGUUUUAGUAAGAAUUUUCUGUUUGUCUCUUCACUCUGUUAUCUGAUAUAAAUAUAUAGUUAACAAUAUACUGCCUGUUUUGGUCUAGUAAACAUAGUUGUAGAGGUAUUUUAUCUUUGUAUGUAAAUAUUUUUAAAAUUUCCUAUACCCUAAUAAUAAUAAUAAAAUAAACUAUGUACAUAUUA
Molecule: messenger RNA, 1840 nt
Organism: Grammomys surdaster
Lineage: Eukaryota; Metazoa; Chordata; Mammalia; Rodentia; Muridae
Gene: Samsn1
Product: SAM domain, SH3 domain and nuclear localization signals 1
Exons: 8
Coding region: 91-1209 (372 amino acids)
Molecular function (GO): protein binding
Source: RefSeq, a predicted model, not a curated record